This is a messenger RNA of Peronospora belbahrii, 1482 nucleotides long. Lineage: Eukaryota; Oomycota; Peronosporomycetes; Peronosporales; Peronosporaceae. The record is from the annotation of a GenBank genome assembly.
AUGUGUGCUGUUCAGCACCAGACGUGCGUCUUUUCGGUUGUUCAAGACGCCGCGUUGCAGCACAAAAGCCUACUGCGCUUUCAGACAUUGAUGAUGACUCGCCCAUUCUCUUCUGCUGCUGUUGCUGAGUCGGUGCCUGUUCCAUCCAUGGGUGACUCUAUCUCAGAGGGUACAGUGGUUGAAUGGCUGAAAGCCCCCGGUGACUUUGUCGAGACGGAUGAGGUGGUUGUAGUCUUGGAGACUGACAAGGUCAGUGUCGACGUGCGCGCGCCGUUCUCAGGCGUUCUGGAGGCUCAGCUGGCUCAGAUCGAUGAGAACGUACUAGUUGGUGCACCACUUUUUAGCGUCGUGAAACAAGCUGCUGGGAGCGCACCGGCAGCUACAACCCCGAAGGCAACCUCUGCUGAGUUUACUUCAGUAAACGAGGCUGCCCCUACUGGAGAGGAGGACCUUGAGACUAUUAACGUGCCGUCAAUGGGCGAUUCGAUUUCGGAAGGCACCAUUGUGACCAUUCUGAAGAACGUCGGUGACUAUGUGCGUGCCGACGAGGCUGUACUUGUUGUAGAGACGGACAAGGUAAGCGUGGAUGUGAACGCCCCAGUUUCCGGAAAAAUCACAAGCUUGCUGGCAAAACUUGAGGACGUUGUAGAAGUAGGAUCGCCCCUUAUUGUGAUCGAUAAGGCGGCUCUUGCGCCGACUGAGUCUGCGACGCCGGCGCUUAAACCUGCACCUGUUGCACCUGGCGCACCUGCUCCGAAGGCUUUGGCACCCCCCGCCGCAGCCUUCAACACCCGCCCCGGCUGCACCUGUGGCACCUGCCAUGGGCAGAGACUUAAGGAUACGCAAAACAGCGCCGCCAUGCUGUCUACAUUCCAAGAAUGUGACCUGAGCAAUCUGAUUGCUCUACGCGAAGAGCUGGGUGAGAGUUUCGAGAAGACUCAUGGUGUGAAGAUUGGCAUCAUGUCAUCUUUUCUCAAGGCGAGUGCACAAGCGCUCCUGCGCAUUCCUGCGGCAAACUCAUACAUCGACAUGGAUGCCAAGGAAGUCGUUUACAAUGAUUUCGUGGACAUCAAUGUGGCUGUAGCCUCGGAGCGUGGGGUUGUAAUGCCUGUCAUCCGUAAUGUUGAAAAGCUGAGCUUGGUGGACAUUGAGAAGACGCUGGCUACUUUAGGUAAGCAGGCACGGGACGGCACUUUGGCGCUGGAGGACUUGGCGGGUGGGACCUUCACUGUUUCAAACAGCGGCGUGAAUGGAGCGCUGUUGAGCACGUCGAUGCUGACGGCACCGCAGUCUGCGGUUCUGAGCGUGCAUAGUGUGAAGAUGCGCCCAACGGUGCACGCGGGCAAGGUGAUGCCGCGCCCCAUGAUGUUCCUUUCUUUAACGUAUGACCACCGCAUCAUUGAUGGACGAGAAGGUGUGACUCUACUAAAGACAAUCGCUGAGACCAUCAGUGACCCGCGUCGCCUGCUUUUGGACAUUUAG